Teleopsis dalmanni is the source of this 641-nucleotide messenger RNA. RefSeq names its product LYR motif-containing protein 2. Bases 189 to 464 code for a protein of 91 amino acids. NCBI's taxonomy places the organism in Eukaryota, Metazoa, Arthropoda, Insecta, Diptera, Diopsidae. The transcript is spliced from 2 exons. Gene Ontology annotation, cellular component: mitochondrion. The record is from RefSeq and is a predicted model, not a curated record.
GUCACAAUUAAAAUUUUGAUUUCCCCACACCACUUUUUGGUGAGUUUCAGUAUAAAAAGAAAACAAACCGCACAAUAACAAAAGUCAGCUGUUUAAUGGGAACAGUUGUUUGUUUGUUUUUAGUUCCUUUAUGAGUUUAAUUAAAUUAAUAUAUAUCAAGCAGGAAAGUACGUAAAUUAUAUGUGGAUAUGACAAAAACAAUCAAAGCCGCUUUGAAUUUAAAGCAAUUUAUGUUGCGCCAAGAAGUGCUCAAAUUGUACCGUGACCUUUUCCGCACAAUACGCCUUAUACCUAAUAAAGUGAGCCAGGAGGAAUUACGCACUUGGGUUAGACAGGAUUUUCGUAAUCAUCAGAAUCAAACCGAUGAAAUAGCUAUUAAAAUGUUGCUGCAACAUGGGCGCCGAAGUUUGACAGAACUAAAAAAUAGUUUGGAUCUCAGCGGGGUGUGCAAUAAAAAGCUCUAAACAUUAAGUUUAUAUGCAAAAUAUUUAUUUAAUAUAAAACAUCAUUAAAACGUUUAACGUUUUAACGUAUAAAAGCUACAAACAAACUGAUCAACAAAUUUUAAACAAAUUAAAAUUCUGAGCUUGAGGGCUGUGUCGCAGUCGCUACAAGAAAUAAAAAAAUUAUUGCAAUACACA